This is a messenger RNA of Zophobas morio, 2031 nucleotides long. RefSeq names its product lipase member J-like. NCBI's taxonomy places the organism in Eukaryota, Metazoa, Arthropoda, Insecta, Coleoptera, Tenebrionidae. Gene Ontology annotation, molecular function: hydrolase activity, acting on ester bonds. The transcript is spliced from 7 exons. Gene Ontology annotation, biological process: lipid metabolic process. Bases 1 to 1272 code for a protein of 423 amino acids. The record is from RefSeq and is a predicted model, not a curated record.
AUGUUAUUAAACUAUUUCAAGUUAACCUGUUGUGUAGUGUUAAAUCUAAGUUACGUGAAUUCUUUAAAUUUUAACAACAAUGCCUGUAGAAAUUUGGGCAGUUAUCCAUUUAAAAGUGUUAGCGGAAAUUGCUACGAAAAUCCGGAUGUGAGAGCCACUACGCCAGAAAUUAUACAAAGACGUGGUUUCAAAGUAGAAUCACAUUUGGUAACUACCCCUGACGGAUAUAUCUUGCAAAUUUUUAGAAUACCACCUCACGAAUAUGACAACAGAAAAAAUAAACAACCCAUUUUUCUUCUCCAUAGCAUAUUAUCGGACUCAUCUGCCUGGGUUUUUGCUGGAAACAGAUCAAUACCUUUCCAGUUGGCUUCCGAAGGAUACGAUGUCUGGAUAGGCAACCAAAGAGGAACCAUAUAUUCACGAGGACAUGUAGCUUUGAAGGAUUCCAAUAAAGAAUACUGGGACUAUAAUUUGGACACGCUAGCAGCCAACGACAUUCCUUCGUUUUUAAAUAAAGUUGCCGAAGUUACUGGAAAAGCAGGUUCCAUAAUUUACAUGGGACACUCUAGAGCCAUUAUGUUGUUGUUUAUGUAUACGUCGGAACACCCUGAAGAAAUCGAACAAUUACUAAGAGGAAUCGUAGCCUUUACACCCACCGCGUAUCUUGACCCUACUGGAAAUGUUAAGAACUUUUUCACAGUGGCACAAUUACUUGGGUUAACUUUAAACAAAUUUGGUAUUGGUGCCAUAUUUCAAUAUCCUAAACCUAUCAUAGCACUCUCACAAGCCCUAUGUCCAAAAUUCCCUCAAAUAUGUCAGUUUGUGGCGUUCGAAAUUAUAGGGCACUCUAAUUUACUUCUCAACGAAGACCUAUUAAACUUUUUUGGUCAUUUUCCUGCACCUUUAUCGGCGAAAGAAAUUAUUCAGCAUGGUCAGUUUUAUGAAACACAAAGAUUCCAAAAGUUUGACUAUGGAGUAGCGAAGAACAUAGAAAUAUAUGGUCAAGACAAACCCCCUCUUUAUAAUUUAAGAAAUGUUAAAGUUCCGACUUUCAUUUGUUAUGGGAAGAAGGAUGUGUAUAUCAGUGAAAGAACUAUGAUGAGGAUAUUUAAUGAACUUGGAAGCGAAAGAAAAGCUGUUUACAAGAUACCUAUCAACGACGAAAAUGAAAGGCACCAGUUCAGUCACGUCGACUUUUUAUUUGCCGCUAAUCUGACGGAAUUAUUGUACAAGGAUUUAAGAGAAAUUAUAGAAAAUGAAUUAUCUGUUUAAUGCUUUUAAUAAAAACGAUACAUACACCUGGUUAUACAUAUAGAAAAUACUUGACUAAUAUUGGGGCAUCAAUUUCUAGUGAUCCCAAAAAAUUCUGGAGUUUCAUUCAACCGAAGAAGGGGACUUCAAAAAUUCCAACACACAUCAGUAGAAUAACAGACAGCUUUCUUCUCCAUCGAAUAUUGUGUAUGCAUUCCAUCUCAGUUCGACGACCGCGUCUUUGGCCAUGGAACAUGGAAUUGUCAAAGUGAAUUUUUGAUUCUCACUCAGAAAUCACUGAACAAUUCAAAUUGGAUUUUUUGAUCCAGUGUACCGAAUGAUUAUUAUUGUAGGACAAAUUAAACGGACUAAUGCACACCUUGAUCCAUUCAUUGGUGCUGGGUGCAGCACAUGAAUCCCUCGUCAAACGAGCCAUCUCUGACUACACCCAGGCCGUAUCCAAAAAGCCCGAAAUGAAGACCUUCGAGCAGCUCGCCUUCCUCAACACCUCCAUCGGCAGGAUUGUGACAUGUCCUGGGGGGCCGUCAAGCUAGGGAUUUACUCGCGCUGCCUCACUCAGCAAUUACUGAACAAGGCACACUGAAUUACUUUGUCCAGUGUGACGAUUAUUCUUGGACAAUUUAAACGGACUAAUUGCACAAAUUGCACAAAAUAUUUUAUUAGGUUUUGCCGCACCUAAGGUAGUGUUGUAGUGUUUUGGAAAACAUUUGACGUAUAAUCUAAGUUUUGUCCUACUAGUUUUAAGCUAGUGUGAAUAUU